Messenger RNA from Eruca vesicaria subsp. sativa (arugula), 2130 nucleotides. Lineage: Eukaryota; Viridiplantae; Streptophyta; Magnoliopsida; Brassicales; Brassicaceae. The record is from the annotation of a GenBank genome assembly.
AUGGAACCUGAGGGAGUGUCACUACCGUGGAUCCACUCACAUCGUUUGAUGCCUUGGAAUGAUCUGAGGAGAGGUGAUUGUUGUCGACUCUUUGAAUCUCAGAGUGAUGGGUACUAUUGUAAACUCUGUGAUUUUUUCGUGCACAAGAAAUGUGGUGACGAGGAGCUCUCUGAAUUUAUGGACCACCCAUAUCACCCCAAUCACACUCUCCAUCUUCGACAUAUUCAAGGUAUCAAUAGUAUCCUAUGUGAUUUAUGUGAUAGGAGAAUCUUGUUUCUAUCCUAUCGCUGUGAUAUGUGUAACUUCGACAUGGAUCUACGCUGCAUCAAGUACACACCACCAGAAGUUAUUGACAAUUUCGAGAAGCACCACCACAAGCUCACACUAGUCAAGGAACGGACUGAAAUUAACUGUUGUGCUAAAUGCGGGAAGGCUGGUCAUGGAUAUCCAUACAAAUGUGAAGAAUGUGAAGUAGCCUUCCAUGUGGAUUGUGUUUGGCACCCAACAGCAGAGGUAAAACAACAACUGGAGAUAGACCAUUCUUACCACUCCUUGCAUCCUCUUAAUCUCUUCAAGGGUCCACCACCGGACUAUUCUGAUGGAAAUUGUUGUCUUUGUGGAAGAAAGGUUGAUGAAGAAUUCUUUUAUCAUUGUUCUUCUUGUAACUUCACCUUGGAUAUGCGUUGUGUUCUGAACCCACCACAACAGUCUAUUCUAGAUUUGAACUCUCAUGAUCAUCCACUCACCCUUCUUCCAAGACUCGAUUCUUUUACUUGUAAUGCUUGCGGUCUCAAGGGAGAUCGAAGCCCUUACGCAUGCUUUCAUUGUGGUUUCAUGAUCCAUCAAGAUUGUCUUGGCCUUCCACGUGUCAUUAAUAUCAACCGACAUGAUCACCGUGUUUCUCGUACUUCGGUUCUUGGUGAGGGUGCUAUGAAUUCUGUGUGUGGUGUUUGUCGCAAGAAGGUGGACUGGACUCGUGGAGGGUUUUCUUGUAAGAGGUGUCCUGGCUAUGUCGUUCACUCUAAAUGUGCUGCCAGAAAAGAUGUGUGGAACGGGAAAGAACUCGAAGGUGUACCUGAAGAAGAGGAAGAUAUAGAGCCAUAUGUGGUGAUAGAUGACAACACAAUUCGACAUUUCAGCCAUGAAGAGCAUAACCUAAAACUCCAUAGGGCUGGCAUUCAGUAUGAGGAGAACAAACGAUGCAAUGCGUGCACCCACACCAUUGGUCUCCAAUCGUUUUAUGGCUGUAUGAAUUGUAAUUUUUCACUCCAUCAGAACUGUGCUGAAUGUCCUAAAAGAAAAUGGCAUGUGCUACACAAUGACCGGCUCACUUUAGUUAUUAAUGAGGAGCUACAUGUCUUCAAGUGUGAUGCUUGCAGAAGGGAUUCCAAUGGUUUCAUGUACAAGCAUGGGGAUACAAAGUUGGAUGUCUUGUGCGGUUCUGUUUCUGAGCCAUUUGUCCAUCCAAGUCAUCCCCACCAUCCCUUAUAUUACAUUCCAACAGAAACAUAUGGAAUAUGCAGUGGUUGCAAUAGUUGGGAACGACAUAUCCUGACGUGCGUUGAAGGUGAUUGUGGAUUUGUAUUGGGAUUCGGUUGUGCCACUCUACCACAAGUGGUAAAACACAUUGCAUAUGAUCAUCCUCUCUCACUAUGCUAUGGCGACAAAGAGGCAAGUGGUAAACACUGGUGUGACAUAUGUGAGAAAGAAACCAAUCCAAAGAGUUGGUUCUACACCUGUAAAGAUCACCUGGCUAGUUUGCAUACAAUCUGUGUGCUCGGAGACUUUACGGGGCUAAUGCCAAGAAGCACAGCAAUAGUGUGGGACAAAUUGUAUACGGUGGUGCUCAAUAAUAGUGUAACUCGUCCAUUUUGCAGCAAUUUCUGCAGUACUGAAUCAGCAAGAAUCCGCAGUCGUCAUCCCGAAGUGAAGUGGGCUGAGACCACUGACAAGAUUUGCCUCACUGUAGUAUUAGCAGAUUCCAAGGAGACUAAAGUUAACCUAGACCCACCAAGUGUCUUUGAUUUCUCUGCAAAAGCUGGUCCUGAGAACCACGAAAGCAAGAUUAACAUUGGAGUAAGAAGCAUCUUCUGUAUAAUAGAGAAAGAAGAGCCUGAAAGGGUGGAAUAA